Molecule: messenger RNA, 1220 nt
Organism: Hibiscus syriacus
Lineage: Eukaryota; Viridiplantae; Streptophyta; Magnoliopsida; Malvales; Malvaceae
Product: probable pectinesterase 53
Exons: 5
Coding region: 37-1176 (379 amino acids)
Biological process (GO): cell wall modification
Molecular function (GO): pectinesterase activity
Source: RefSeq, a predicted model, not a curated record
CUUUUUGCUCUCAUUCUCGUCUCAUUCUUUAAAACCAUGCCAAGAUUUCAACUUUUUCUUUACAUCACCAUCUUUGUUCUUCUCUUGAACUCAGGCCACACAUUGUGCCGUACCAAAUCAAUCAGAGCCAAAAUCUCUAAAGCCAAGCACAGGCAAUCAAAUGUGACAGAAACCCAUGUCUCGGAGCAGCAGUUCAUGCAGUGGGUCAAAUUCGUUGGUAGCCUCAAUCACUCGGUUUUCAGGUCAGCUAAGAACAAGCUUUUCCCUUCUUAUACCAUCACCGUCGACAAGAAUCCGGCCGCCGGAGACUUCACCACUAUUCAGGGCGCCAUUGAUUCUCUCCCUUCUGUUAAUCUUGUGAGAGUGGUCAUCAAAGUCCAUGCAGGGGUUUACACGGAGAAGGUUAACAUUCCACCAUUGAAAUCCUUCAUAACCAUUGAAGGCUCAGGAGCAGAUGAAACAAUUGUUCAAUGGGGAGACACAGCUCAAACACCUGGCCCGAGAGGACAACCUAUGGGAACCUUUACUUCUGCAACUUUUGCCGUUAAUUCACCUUAUUUCAUAACCAAAAACAUAACAUUCAAGAACACAACACCAGUGCCACCACCAGGAGCAGCUGGAAAGCAAGCAGUGGCAUUUAGGAUAUCAGCGGACACAGCUACCUUUUUAGGGUGUAAAUUCCUUGGAGCUCAAGACACUCUCUAUGAUCACUUGGGCAGACAUUACUACAAAGAUUGUUACAUCGAAGGUUCGGUCGAUUUCAUCUUCGGCAACGGUCUCUCCCUCUUCGAGGGAUGUCACGUGCAUGCAGUGGCAACACUAACAGGGGCAGUAACAGCUCAAGGAAGAGCGAGUAUCUUAGAUGACACGGGCUUCUCUUUCGUGAACUGUAAGGUCACGGGGUCAGGGGCACUGUACCUCGGGAGGGCAUGGGGUCCUUUCUCCAGGGUGGUCUUUGCUUACACUUAUAUGGAUAAUAUUAUCAUUCCCAAGGGCUGGUAUAACUGGGGCGACCCUGCUCGUGAAACGACUGUGUUUUAUGGGCAGUACAAAUGCAUGGGACCGGGAGCAAGCUUUGCAGGAAGGGUUUCAUGGUCGAGGGAGCUUACUGAUGAAGAGGCUAAGCCUUUUAUUUCUCUUAGUUUCAUUGACGGCUCCGAAUGGAUCAAAUUGUAAUCAUUGGAGACUUCUUGGAGUUGGAUAUUGUGUAUAUUAACAAA